Molecule: messenger RNA, 9678 nt
Organism: Thermochaetoides thermophila DSM 1495
Lineage: Eukaryota; Fungi; Ascomycota; Sordariomycetes; Sordariales; Chaetomiaceae
Product: putative vacuolar protein sorting-associated protein
Exons: 2
Coding region: 1-9678 (3225 amino acids)
Biological process (GO): protein targeting to vacuole; late endosome to vacuole transport; mitochondrion organization
Cellular component (GO): extrinsic component of membrane
Source: RefSeq, a predicted model, not a curated record
AUGUUAGAAGGUCUGGUAGCAGGGCUGCUGAACCGAUUUCUGGGCAUGUACGUCAAGAAUUUCGACCCGAAACAGUUAAAAUGGGAGGUAUGGAACGGGAAGGUUCGGCUUGACAACCUUGAGCUCCAGCGCGAGGCUCUCGACCAGCUCAAACUGCCCAUCAACGUCAUUAAGGGUCAUCUUGGCCACCUUGUUCUUCACAUCCCAUGGAAGACACUUGCCAGCGAGCAAGUCAAAAUCAAUAUCGAAGAUGUCUUUCUCCUGGCCUCUCCCAAAGAGGAGGCGGAAUAUGACGAGGACGAAGAGGCGCGGAGAAGGCACAGGCUGAAGAUGGAGAAGCUUGACUCGGCUGAACUGCUGAAGGAACGAUCACAGGAAGGCCUGAGCGAAGAAGAGCAGAAGCGAACACAGACUUUUGCGCAAGCUCUCGUUACUAAGAUCGUCGAUAAUUUGCAAAUCACCAUCAGGAAUAUCCAUAUUCGCUACGAGGACGCCAUCUCGGCCCCCGGACACCCUUUUGCUCUGGGCAUCACUUUGGAGGAGUUUAGCGCCGUGAGCACGGAUUCGGACUGGACGCCCGCCUUCAUAACUUCUAUCCAGUCAGCACACAAGCUGGCCACAUUGGAGUCUCUGGCCAUAUACUGGGAUACAGAUGCCAAAUUAAUCGGCCCAGGGCGAGAACCACACGAACAUAGCGACCAGAUACCCCAUGACGAGAUGCUCAAAUUUUUCAGGGAGAUGAUUGCAAAAGGAGAGGCUGACCUCUCUAGCGAGCAUCAGUUCAUUCUGAAACCGGUAUCAGGCCAAGCAAAGAUAGAGAUUGACAAGACAGGGAGUCAUACCGUACCUAGAUACAAGGCAAAUCUGCUGUUCGAUGAGAUCGGCGUGGUGUUGGAUGACCAGCAGUACCGGGAUGCUCUGAUGAUGGUGGACCUCUUCCACUACUUCAUCCGUCACCAGGAAUACAAGAAGUUCCAGCCCAAAGGAGUCACCCCUAAGGAGGAUCCUCGUGCAUGGUUCCGCUUCGCAGGCAAUGCCGUCCUGAGUAAGAUUCAUGAGCGCAACCGUCGGUGGUCAUGGGAUUACUUCCGCGAGCGCAGAGAUGACAGGCGGCGGUACAUUGAGCUGUUCAAAAAAACCAAACAGAACAUACAACUUACGCCCGAAGAAAGAGAGGAUCUCGACAAACUUGAAUGGAAGCUCAGCUACGAAGAUCUAAGGUUCUGGCGUUCGCUUGCCCGUAACCAACUCAAGAAAGAGAAUGCCGAGGCCCUCAAAAACAAGCCACCACCCCAGCCACAACAACAACAGGGCUGGCUGUCUUGGGUCUGGGGUUCCAAACCUGUUCAGCCACAACAAGAAGAACAACAAGGCGACGAGAACACUCGGAUUACGGAAGCACAGCGCAAGGAGCUAUACGAGGUUAUUCAGUGGGAUGAGAAGGCUGCCCUCGCAGCCGAGAUUGAUGUACCACGGGACAGUGUCAGGCUGCUGAUAGAGACAUCCCUGAGCACCGGUAGUUUUACCUUGAGACAGAACCCGCAUGGCGAUGCCCGCGAUCUCAUCAGUCUGCACUUUGACCUUUUCCGAGCCAAAGGCCUUACAAGACCUGAUUCUUUUCUCAUAGACAUCAGCUUGGGCGGCUUUCGAGUCAACGACAACACCACACCCGACAGCCUGUACAAAGAAAUCGUUCGGGUCAAAGAUGCACCCAAUACCGAGGGACAGAAGCGCUAUUCAAUUGCGGAUCUCGAGCUGACUGUUGACGAGGAGGCCUUCUUUGAACUUCAGGUGGAGCAGCAUCCGCUGGAUGGCCAAGGGGACGUUGCCGUGACAAUGAAACUCAAGCCACUGGAAAUCAUCUGGAAUCCCAAUGUCGUCGUCGGCAUUGCCGACUUCUUCCGGCCGCCAGAGCGUCAUAUGGAAUCCAUCAAUGCUCUCCUGGAGACUGCUAACGCCACGGUCGAGGGCCUGCGUGCACAGACUCGAGCCGGUCUGCAGUUCGCGUUAGAGGAGCAUAAGACGGUCAACGCCAAGCUUGACUUGCAAGCUCCCCUCAUCAUUUUACCCGAAAGCAUCACCACCCCGAACUCGACAUGCUUGAUUGUUGAUGCUGGUCACAUCAGCGUCAACAGCGAGUUGGUCGACAAAGAGACCAUGAAGCAGGUCCAGUCAACGCAAGAUAGGCCCUGUACAGAAGAGGAUCUGAGAAGGCUGGAAGAGUUGAUGUAUGAUCGUUUCCUGGUCAAACUUACCUCUACACAGGUCUUAAUUGGUCCAUCAGUCGAGAUCACGAAGCAGCAGCUCGUCCAAAGGGAUGAGAAGCGCCAGCUGCACAUCGUGGAUCAGAUCAAUCUUGACUUUGUGGUGGCGAUGUCCAUCCUGCCAAAGGCUCCGAAUCUGACUAAGCUUAAAAUUUCGGGCCAUCUUCCCGUUCUUCAGGUCAAUGCAUCAGACUCAAAGUAUAAACACUUGAUGCGCAUCAUUGAGGUUGCUAUCCCGAAGCUCUACGACGUCGAGCCCGUGUUAGCCCCUUCAGGCUCACACCCAACAAUACGACCCCGCUUGGCCAGCGAUGCGUCGACGCGAUCGAGGAGAGCAAGCUUCCGCAAAGCCUCAACACAGUUCCUGCAGUUCGUAUCGCAACAGCAGGAGAUUGUGCUCGACGAGUCCGAUAGCGACGAUGAUAGUGAAAAGUUUGAGGAUGCUAAGGAUACGUCUGUCGACGAGCAGUUGAGGAUUCAGCAGCGCAUCUUCGACUUCAAGUUCACUGUUGAUCAGCUCAGGGGCUCCCUCUACCGCAGUGAUCCCGAGGGCAAGCACCCCGAUCAGCUGCUGGUCGAGCUUGUGGCCGAGAACUUCGGUGUUGAGUACCACUUGCGGCCUUAUGACAUGAGCGCCAUGGUAUCACUUGGUUCAGUCACCAUGGAUGACUUCGUUGAGAAUCCGCCGGCUGAGUUCAAGUCGAUCGUCUCAUCUGGUGACAUUGAGGACCGCAAACAGGCUCGUGACCUUGUGAGAGUCAAGUUCGUAAGAGUCAAAAAGGAGUCUCCCGAGUUCAUGAGUGUCUACGACGGCAUCGAGACGAAUGUGGAUGUUGCGAUCUCGACCAUCAACCUGGUCGUUACCCGCAAGACUCUACUGACCCUACUCGACUUUAUCCUGGUGACGUUCAGCAACCCGCAACCUGCAGCUCCUGUAGCUACUCGCAUGGCUGUGACAGACCAAGAGUCCGAGACCAACAUUAUCGUUCAGCCGCCGCCUAUUGAGAGUGGUCCUAUUCGGGUAAAGGUUGAUCUCAAAAGUAUCCGCAUGAUCCUAAACAAUGACGGCAUCCGGCUUGCUACUCUCUCUUUCAACCACGCCGAUGUUGGAGUCUACAUUCUUGGGAGGUACAUGCGCGUAUCAGCCAAGUUGGGUGACCUCAGCCUGGUCGACGAUGUCAAUCUUGGUGUCUCGGAAGACUCCAGCCUGAGACAGCUCGUCACUAUCCAGGGAAACGAGCUGGCAGACUUCCGAUAUGAAUAUUUUGACCCAGACAAGCCGGAAAAGAAUCCCGGAUAUGACUCUUCGAUCUAUCUGCGUGCCGGUUCGGUCAAGGUUAACUUCAUCGAGGAGCCAUUCCGCAAGAUUGUUGACUUCCUCGUCAAGUUCGGCAAGAUGCAGGCCAUCUACAACGCUGCGCGGAUGGCUGCUGCUAACCAGGCUCAGCAACUACAGCAAAGCCAAAGCCGGAUUAAAUUCGAUAUCGUGGUCAAGACCCCCAUCGUCGUCUUCCCUAGAGUCGUCAUGUCUCCGAAGCCGAAACGCGAUGUCAUUACCGCGUACCUCGGCGAGAUCUACGCUCAGAACGCGUUCGUCCCACUGGACGACUCGGAGAAGGCCGACAUGGCGAUGAAGCUUACCACGGGUAUCCGGAAUAUCAGGCUCACGUCGCAUUUCCAUUACAGCGAGGGACGCGAUGAGGUGCUAGAGCUGAUUGACCACGUCGAUCUGGGGUUCACGAUCAUCUAUGCGGAACACAAGGAGGGUAUCAAGAGGCCUGACCUGGAGAUAGAGGGCAGCAUGAGCGACUUUAAUCUUCGGAUUACUCCCUAUCAGCUCAGCGCUCUGCUAGCAAUCUCACAAUCUGUUCCAACUGUGUUUGCGGCCGACGUGGAGCAGCACACGGCUGAUGCAGAGCGUGAUGUCGACGUUGCUACGCUGGAGCGUGCUAGGACCAUGCCCAGCUACAGCGGCGCCAGCGAAGAAAAAGUCAUUGACAUGGCACCAGAGCUUGGUACCCAUGGUGAGGCAUGGACAAAGCUCGAUCUGGUGUUCACUGUCAAUACUAUCGGCCUGGAGUUGAUCAAUGCUGAGGAGGAUUACCCGGUCGGCGAUUUGGAGGCUGCAAGCUUGUCGAGGUUCAGCCUCAAUUCCAGCCGGUUGAAGACCAGAAUGGACUCCAAUGGUAGCCUCGAGGCCGAGUUCGUGAUCCAGGCCUUCACAAUCUACGACACACGCCAUCGCGAGACAAACAAGUUCCGCCGCAUAAUGACGAGCGGGAACUCGAACGUGGAUCAGCUCAUGGCCAGCAUCACCAUGACCGGAGGGAAGGACAGGAAUAUCAUUGCGAUGGUUGCGAUUGACAGCCCGCGGUUUAUCUUUGCCCUCGAUUACCUGUUCGCGAUCCAAAAGUUCAUCACCAUCGGAACUACCCUCCCCGAGGCGCCUAUCCCAGAGAAGAGCCCGAUGGAGACACCAGAGGAGACUAGUGAUGCGGAUAGUGUGCGCGUUGGAAGCUCUGGUCGGCAUUCGGAGAGUAGUGCCGGCUCCGGACAGCAGCUUGUGCCCGUUGGUAGCCAACAGCAGCAGCCCGUGCUGGCCGCCUCAGAGCAAGCCACUACGAGCAUCGCAUUCAGGGUCAACAUUGUCGAUGCUCAAGUUAUCCUGAUCGCCAACCCACUCAGCUCCAGCUCGGAGGCCAUGGUUCUUGGCACGAAGCAAGUCGUUCUGUCGCAGCAGCAUUCUCUUACCUUCCAAAUUUCCGAGUGCGGCAUGUUCUUGUGCAGGAUGGACCGCUUCGACGAUUCAAGGCUGAGGAUCAUUGACGAUUUCUCAGUUAAAGUCGCCGUGGACAUGUCAAAGCCGAAUAUCACACAAGUCCAUGCCGACAUCGAGCCUCUGAUCUUGAGACUCUCGCUCCGUGAUAUCCUCCUUGUCAUGCAGACCAUUGCCAAGGCCUCGGAGCUUUCUGGCGGUACGCCCUCGGAGACUGCCAGUAAAACCGUAGCUGAACGGAAGGCUCAACAGCUUAGGGCUGCCGGCUUGAAACACCGUACCGCGAGCGGCAAGGGCACAUCGACGCUGGCUACCAGGACAAGGCACGCAAGCCAGAGUGCUGCUAGUCAUUCAGGAAAGACGACGACGCUGGUGAUGCAGGAGGUCGCCAAGCAGACCCAGCGCUUCGAGGAGCUUAUUUUGACUGUCGAGGGCACGCGUAUGGUGCUGCUCGGCGACGUCCACGAGCUACCUAUCAUCGACAUGAGCGUCAAGACCUUCACUAUCCACGCCGAAAAUUGGACGUCGAACCUAAAGGCUGAGACAGCAUUUGAUAUGUACAUGAACGUCUACAACUUCGCCAAGUCAGCUUGGGAGCCGCUGAUUGAGCCGUGGCAGGUGGGCUUUGGUAUUACCAGGGAGGCCAAGACGGGCGUGUUGUCUGUGGACGUGACGUCCAAGAAGACGUUCGACGUGACCAUCACGGCCGCGACGAUCGCCCUGCUGUCGCAAUCGUUUGCCUUUUUUUCCAAGGAGCAGGACGUCCUCACCAAGCCAAGAGGUGUUGAGGCGCCAUACAGGAUCAGGAACUACACAGGGUUCGACGUGAUCAUCUCCACGAAACGGCAGAUCCCUGGCGCUAGCCCAACGACUGAGCAGCAGCUACCGACGAUGACGCUCCGGCUCGAGGACGGCCAGGAAGCGCCCUGGAGCUUCGAAGAGUGGGAGAAGAUGCGCGAGAGCUUGAUGACUGAGAGCAGCACGGCCAACAGCAUCUCGGUGCAGCUCGUCGGCAGCGGCUUCCAAGAGGUCAAAAGCAUCCGCUUGACGCGUGAGGGCGAGUUCCUGUUCGGUCUGAAGCCUAAGACGCAGCAGGUUCUGCACAAGCUGUUAGUGGAGAUCAAGCUCGGCAAGGACAACAUCAAGUACGUGACGUUGAGGAGCCCGCUGCUCGUGGAGAACGAUACCGGCAUAGUGGUCGAGCUUGGUGUCUACGACGCCCAUGAAGGCCAUCUGCUGAAGAUCGAACGGAUCAAUCCUGGCGAGAGCAAGCCUGCGCCGGUUGGUGCGGCGUACUUCAAGAGCUUGUUGGUCAGGCCCGAUCCUGGCUUUAAGUAUGGCUGGAGCAGUGAUACCCUGUGGUGGAGAGAUUUACUGAAGCGGCCGACGAAGACGCUCGUGUGCAAGAGUGAGCAGUAUGGAGGAGAAGUUUUUUAUUUCAGGCUACAUGCCAGGUGGGACCAGGCAAAUCCUCUGACAAGAAACUACCCCUACAUGCGCCUGAAGCUUACGGCUCCGCUCACAAUUGAGAACCUGCUGCCGUACGACUUCAAGUACAAGAUUUAUGACAGGGUCAACAAGCAAGAGUGGAAUAACUUCCUUCGCAAAGGCGGUUCGAUCCCCGUCCACAUGGUCGAUCUUUCCCACACGUUCCUGCUCGGCAUCGAGAUGCAGGACACGCCGUUCCAGGCGAGCGAAUUUGUUGUCAUUAACACCGGUAAUGCCGAUGACUUCAAGAAGGACAGCCACCUCGUGGUUAAGGACAAUGCCGGCAUGCCCCUGAAUCUGCGGCUGCACUACUUCCGCAUCCCAGAUGGGGGUGGGUCGUUCAAGGUCACAGUCUACAGCCCCUACGUGAUCCUCAAUAAGACAGGCCUGGAUGUCAGCGUCCGGUCCAAGGGCUUCAUGCAGUCGGCACGCGCUGCCGCUGGGCAGACACUCAUCGACGUAGGUGGAGAUGGCCAGAAGAAGGCCAGACCCCUCAUGUUCUCGUUCCACAACGAUGACCAUCGGAAUCGUGCCUUACUGAAGGCCGGUGACUCGGAAUGGAGCAAACCGCAGAGUUUCGACGCCAUCGGCAGCACAACCGAGGUCGUGCUUCAAACGGCUAACCGUAAUGCCGAGAUUCAUCUUGGUGUUACAGUCGACUCUGGCCAGGGCAAGUACAAGAUGGUCAAGGUCGUCACGCUGGCGCCAAGAUAUGUGAUUCACAACAAACUCGGGGAAGAUAUCAACAUCCGCGAGCCUAGCUCGUCCUUUUGGAUACCACUCAAGCACGGCGCUCACCGUCCGUUGCACUGGUUACAACGCGGUGCUGUGAAGCAACUCUGCUUGUGCUACCCGGGCGUGGACAACCAGUGGACGGCUCCGUUCAACAUCUCGGAUCUGGGAAUCACGCAUCUAAAAAUUGCUCGCGCUGGGCAGCGGCAGCGGCUGAUCCGCGUGGAGAUCCUGAUGGAGGACGCGACCAUCUUCCUUAAUCUUUCUAUGGAACAACGUAACUGGCCCUUCUCAAUGCGCAACGAAAGUGAUACCGAGUUCACUUUCUACCAGGUAAACCCGACAAUCGAGGAAGAUGCGUCCGAGGACCGCUCCGGUUGGCGUCCUGUCCGGUACCGUCUGCCCCCGCGUAGUAUAAUGCCGUAUGCCUGGGACUUCCCGGCUGCGAAGCACAAGGAGAUCUGUAUCUGUGCGUACAACAAGGAGCGGCAUGUUAAGCUGCAGGAGAUUGGCAACCUGAUGCCCAUGAAGCUCGCACUGCCGAACGGCGAGAGCAAGACAAUCGACAUCAACGUGACGGCGGACGGGCCCACGCAGACUCUGAUCCUGUCAAACUACCGACAAUCAAAGAGCCUGUACCGCCAGCGGUCGAACGCCGGGUCAAUCAGCGGUCGCGAGGGAUUCGAGGCGAAGGAAUUCGAUACAGGAACGACAUUCCGGGCCACACUGCGGUUGUCGGGUAUCGGUGUCUCGAUCAUCAACACGCAGCUCAAAGAGCUCGCGUAUAUCACACUACGCGACGUACAGCUGCGGUACAGUGAUUCGGCUCUCUACCAAACGUUCAGCCUGGCAGUCAAAUGGAUUCAGAUUGACAACCAGCUCUACGGCGGCAUCUUCCCCAUGAUCCUGUAUCCCAGCGUGGUUCCAAAACGCGCACAAGAGAUCGACGCGCAUCCGUCUCUGCAUGCCAUGGUGACUCGGGUGAAGGACGAGUCGUAUGGUGUCGAAUACAUAAAGUAUGCCACGGUACUGCUACAGGAGAUGACGGUCGAGCUUGACGAGGACUUCAUCUAUGCGGUGCUGGAGUUCUCCAAGAUCCCCGGCGCGUCAUGGGAGUCCACGCAGGAAGAAGACAGGCUGUGCGAUGACAGCGUGGAUGUUCCACAGCCCAAGCAGCAGCAGGCAGGACGCGACAUUUACUUUGAGGUGCUCAAUAUCCAGCCAAUGCAGCUCGACUUGUCAUUCGUGCGCACAGAGAGGGUUAAUGUCGAGGACAAGACUUCAUCGCGCAACCCGGUCAUGUUCUUCUUCAAUGUCAUGACUAUGGCUAUUGGCAAUAUCAACGAUGCCCCCGUUCGGUUCAACGCCCUCAUGCUAGAGAAUGUCCGCGUAUCCAUUCCUGUACUGAUCCAGAACAUCUCGAACCACUAUUCGCAAGAGGCCCUGUACCAGAUUCACAAGAUCCUGGGCAGCGCCGACUUCUUGGGCAAUCCGGUUGGUCUCUUCAAUAACAUCAGUUCCGGCUUUGCCGACAUCUUCUACGAGCCAUAUCAAGGACUGAUCAUGUCAGAUCGGCCCGAGGACUUCGGCUUGGGCCUGGCCCGCGGUGCGGGAUCCUUCUUUAAGAAAUCUGUUUAUGGUUUCACCGACUCCUUCUCCAAAGUCACGGGCUCCUUCGCCAAGGGCCUUGCUGCUGCCACCAUGGACAAGCAAUUCCAGGACCGCCGGCGUAUCACUCGUGCCCGCAACAGGCCCAAGCACGCACUCUUCGGUGUCACGGCCGGCGCGAACUCGCUCAUCUCGUCUGUUGCCUCCGGCGUAGGCGGCUUGGCACGCAAGCCUCUCGAGGGCGCCGAACAGGAAGGCGCACUCGGUUUCUUCAAAGGCAUUGGUAAAGGUGUUGUCGGGCUCGCAACCAAGCCUGCCAUUGGCGUGCUCGACUUUGCGAGCAACAUCUCCGAGGGUGUGAGGAAUACCACGACAGUAUUCUCCUCGUCAGAGGCAUCCGAGCUGGAUCGCGUGCGCUUGCCAAGACAUAUUGCUGCCGACGGAAUCGUCCGGCCCUACAGCCAGCGCGAAGCCCUUGGCCAAAGCUGGCUCAAACAAGUCGACAAUGGGAAGUACUUCGACGAGGCAUACAUCGGCCACCUGGAGUUGCCGACAGAGGAUAUGGUGGUGAUGGUAACGUAUGCGCGCAUCUUGCUUAUCAGGUCCAGGAGGCUGCAGACGGAGUGGGAUGUCCCGCUCAAGGAUGUGCAGACAAUUGCAAAGGAGAGGACAGGAUUGAGUUUGACGCUCAGGGGAGGGACCAAUGGGCCGUUUAUCCCUGUUGCACAGGAGAGUGGCAGGGCAUUUUUGUAUCGCAUGGUUGCUGUUGCUGUUGAGGAGUUCAAUAGGCGCUUUAGGGGAUUGGAGUAA